GUCCCUGAUGUACAGCACAGGUAAACUGGACAUCAGUGAUCCACAGGAGGAGAGAGCUGGUGAGAGAUCGGAUACACUGUGCAGGAUGUUACCUCUGCUUCUCCUCAGCCAGAUAGCAGCAUUCAUCGCUGCAGCUGUAGCUGAAUGUGACCUCAGCAAAGCGGCCAUUGUUGAUGGCACCUACACAGUGAGUGAUGGAGGAAACAUUGGUAGUGUGGUGAAGUACAGCUGUCCUAAGGGAAUGUACCCGCACCCUGGCUACUCACGUGAGUGCUUACUGGAUGGCCGCUGGAAGAAAGAAAAUAUAAAGGCUGUAUGUAAAGCUAUUCAGUGUCCCACACCUGCUAUGUUUGAGGGUGGAGAAUUAUUCCCCCGCAGAAGAAAGUAUUUUGUGGGCGACGUCCUGAACUUAGAGUGCUGGGAUGGAUUUAAAAUGUUUGGACCAGGAAACCACACGUGCCUGGAGAACGGAAAAUGGAGCGGAAAACUCACUAUAUGUGAUCAUCAAGAGGGAGAAUGCCGCAAUCCAGGAAUCCCGUUUGGGGCGGUUAAAAUUGGCAUAUCUUAUAAUAUAGAGAACAGUGUGACCUAUGAGUGCCAAUAUGGAAUGAAGAUAACCGGCUCUAGCAAGCGGCAAUGUAUGGAGAACAAGCGUUGGUCAGGAGCAGAGCCAUCCUGCAGAGAAUGGUAUAUCUAUGACACCCCCAAGGAGGUGGCCUCCAGUAUAUCAUCCUCACUUUCUGAAACAAUUGAAUCAUCUGACCCAGAUAAAGAGGACGGUACAGUAGAUCGUAAAGUACAUAUAAGCGAAGGCGGCCUCAUGAACAUCUUCAUCCUCAUGGAUGCUUCAAAAAGUGUAGGAAAAGAGAACUUUGAAACUGCAAAGGAGAGCAGUGAAACAUUCAUAGAUAAGAUUUCCAGCUUUGACUUUGAACCCCGAUAUGCUGUCAUCUCUUAUGCAUCAUUGGCAAAACCGAUUGUGAGGCUCUCUGAGGAGGAAAGUGUAAAUCCUGAUCAAGUCAUUGAGAAAAUAAAAAAAUUCAAAUACAGAGAACAUGAGGAUAAACAAGGGACUAACACACGCGCAGCUCUGGCUGAGGUUCAUGGAAUGCUGUCUCUGCAAAAAUUAAGGGACCCAGAAAAAUUCAAGAAGAUUAGAAAUGUUAUUCUGCUUAUGACAGAUGGAAAAUACAACAUGGGAGGGGACCCGACUGUGGAAAUCAGGAGGAUGAGAGACCUGUUGAAUAUCACCAAAGAUCGAGAAGAAUAUUUUGAUGUCUAUGUCUUCGGCCUGGGUGAUGAUGUCAGCAUUACAGAACUCAAUGAUAUCGCGUCCAAGAAAGAUCAAGAGAAACACGUUUUCUUGAUGAGAGAUGUUGAUGAUAUGAAGGAGGCUUUUGAGGACAUAAUAGAUGAGACAGAAGCCUUUCAGAUGUGUGGACUCUCCAAAGAAAAAGUAAUCAUUGGUGGGGACUUAGUUGAGAUGUUUCCCUGGAUUGCUAAGAUUUCCAUUACUCGUCCGGAGAGCCAGGAAAAAUGUAAAGGAUCCAUUGUGAGCAAAAAUUUCAUCUUGACCGCUGCGCACUGCUUCUACAUAGAUGAAGAAAUGCAUUAUAUCACUGUGGACAUUGGCGGUGGCCAGGGGCAGAAAGUAAAAACUCUCUACCACCAUCCGAAGUACAACCCUGCAGGCAAAUCAGACAAAAAUGUUAAGAAAUCUUUUGAUUACGAUUUGGCUCUUCUGGAACUAGAGAAACCAAUUCAGUUUUCCCAAAAGAGCAGACCCGUCUGUCUCCCAUGUACAAAUAGUACGUCCUGGGCAUUAAAGCAACGAGGGAAAUCUGUGACUUGCAGCGACCAUAGAAACAUUUUACUUUUAGAAGAACUGGUCAAAGCAAUGUUUAUUGCUGAGGAAAAACCUAGAAACCUGGAACAGAAGAACGUUCUCAUAAAGCAAGGGCGUAAGAGGGACGCCUGCCUUGCAGAUGCAAAAAAAGUAAAAGAGUUUGAGAAUGUGACUGAUAUUACUGAUGCUGUGACCGACAAUUUCUUAUGCACAGGGGGGAUAGAACCAGAGGUUGAUCCUCAAACAUGCAAAGGAGACUCCGGAGGACCUCUUAUUGUAGCAUUCAAAAAACGUUACAUCCAGGUGGGAGUUGUAAGCUGGGGGAACGUCAACAGUUGCAUUGGGUCUAUAAGGCGUCCCGGACCAGUCCCAGCAGAGUCUCGGGACUUCCAUACUGAUGUGAUCCGCAUGAUGGACUGGAUACAUGAAGUUAUGAAAGAUGACCUUGAAUUCCUGUGAUAAAGCCUCCGCCACUAAGGGGAACGGCACAUUUUGCAACAAACGUUUUAGUGUAAUAGAUUUUUAAAGGACAACAAUCACAUACUGUAAUAAUGCAGCAGAAUCCCAGCUGCGCAUUUCAGAUAAUUAGGGUGCAGUACAAUUGGAAAGAUUCAAAACUACCUUGCAGAAAAAGAUCGUACAUUUUAGAAAGUGAGGGGCAGAUGUAUUAAGCUCGGGG
This is a messenger RNA of Pseudophryne corroboree (corroboree frog), 2525 nucleotides long. Its product is annotated as complement factor B-like. The record is from RefSeq and is a predicted model, not a curated record. Gene Ontology annotation, molecular function: serine-type endopeptidase activity. The transcript has 18 exons. Gene Ontology annotation, cellular component: classical-complement-pathway C3/C5 convertase complex; extracellular region; extracellular exosome. Gene Ontology annotation, biological process: response to bacterium; complement activation; proteolysis. Bases 8 to 2305 code for a protein of 765 amino acids. Lineage: Eukaryota; Metazoa; Chordata; Amphibia; Anura; Myobatrachidae.